GCUUGAAUUGUUUGGAGUUUGAGAGAUCGCGUGGGGGCCACUAUGAAAGCCUACUGUAGUAGCAGAAUGCUGGCGUUAGUCGCCGGCCUGGUCUCUCACACGGCACUUCUUGCUCAAGCCCGAGGCUGGACGUGGGGCCGACGUCAUUAUCCCUUCGCGCGUAAGGGUUGCGGUUCAUGUAACAAGCCAACAACCGACCAGAUAACCAUAGUUGAUGAAGCAUCCCUGAGAUUGGGGAUCCAAUCAGCUUACGGCGUCACGACAAGGGGUACACCGGUACCUUGCAUAAAGCAGGGCACAGCUGCAGGGUUCAUGCGGACCGGUAUCCUGACGAGUGAGCAUUGUCUGCAGGUACGUCUUGGAGUUGGAUAUCAAUAUUCGGCGGUGUCCGAGCAGUCGCAUCCAUCGCGCUUCAGGCCCCUCCUCUCUCCACUAGUUUUUGGGUCGGUGCCGUCGGUCGCCACGGGCAGAUAUGGUUCAACAACGACAUCGUGGAUGGAGUAGGUGACCAGCCAAGGGGUGGAGGUUGCAUACCAUUUUCCCGGUCCAAUUUUCGGCUGCGGUUGCAGGGCCCGUCUCCGACAGUCGUCGUGCCAUUGUCUUCAGGUUCCCGGCCACUCAUCCAGCAAGCCAUCGACGAGCUUGCUGAUGGCGUCGUCGUCUUUUGGUAGGUCGGCAACGAUGCAGUCAAACCAUCGCUCCGCACACCCUUCAAGAAACCAAUAAGACCGCGCAGCAUGUUUGAUGAGCACCGCUCCAAAAGCCAGAGCAACCAGAACCGGUGCCUCUUUGCGCU
This is a messenger RNA of Microdochium trichocladiopsis, 796 nucleotides long. RefSeq lists its product as uncharacterized. The transcript has a single exon. The record is from RefSeq and is a predicted model, not a curated record. The coding region runs from base 43 to 504 and encodes 153 amino acids. NCBI's taxonomy places the organism in Eukaryota, Fungi, Ascomycota, Sordariomycetes, Xylariales, Microdochiaceae.